Messenger RNA from Pungitius pungitius (ninespine stickleback), 2712 nucleotides. RefSeq names its product interaction protein for cytohesin exchange factors 1 (gene ipcef1). The transcript has 9 exons. Bases 527 to 1504 code for a protein of 325 amino acids. The record is from RefSeq and is a predicted model, not a curated record. Lineage: Eukaryota; Metazoa; Chordata; Actinopteri; Perciformes; Gasterosteidae.
UGCAAGCAGAUUAAAACUAUUUCAUCUUCUGUUGGGUUUUCUUAUACACGUGUAUAUAGACCUUUAUUUUGAAAUUUGCUUGAGCUCAUCGCAGUAAGGGAAGUGUUUUGUAGAUAUUUCUACAUGAGCUGAAGUCUCCACCUAGUGGAUCAAAGUUUACUACCACGAGUUCUUCUCCAGCAGAGCUGACCUCCUCUUAUUGUAACCUGUCAAUCACUGACCUCGUGAGGAAUAUUUCUUGGUGCACAUUUACCUCCAUCAGGUGAAAAGUCAACUCAAACUUCCUCAUUUCAACAUAAACCUUUUAGUUUUCUCCACAUCAAAGAGGCUGUUUGUGUGCAGAGUGAGAAGCAGAAGGGUCGCACAGACCAUCCAGAACAGGAAGGACGACGCGGCCACACACACACACACACACACACACGCACACACAGUCUCACAAGCAGCUUCCUCUUGCUGAGGUGGGUCGGCUGCAGAGACUCUUCUUCCCCGGACGCUGCAGCAGCCUCUGCUCACUGUGGGAGACGCCAUGAGUCGCCGGGGGGUCUCCAUCAGGGACCUGGGCCCGCUGGACUGCCAGGGCUGGCUCCUCCGCAGGAAGGAGGGCCGGCGCUUCCUGGGCAGCAGGUGGGUGAGGUACUGGUUCGUCCUGAAGAAGAGUUCCCUGUACUGGUACUCCAGCAAGACGGCGCAGAAAGCAGAAGGAUUCAUCCUCCUCUCGGGCUUCACCGUGGGACAGGCCACGCCGCGCAGCAGGAAGAGACAUGUCAUAAUGGCCAGCCACCCUCUCAUUGUGACCAUCUUCAUCGCCGCUGAGAGCUUCAUCGAGAUGAAUAAGUGGAUCAGUAAACUGUCGGAGGCGGCUGAUCCGUGUGACGAGACCAACGUUGAAGGCUGCUACAGUGAGGGCAGCGACCAGGACGCCGACGAGCCGUCCUGCGCUUCCUCUUCUGUGAACUCUGAGUGCCGCGAAGACGACUCAGAGGAUGGAGACUCCACGGCGAGCGGUGACCACAGAAGAAGAAGCGGCUCGGAGGGCGGCAGCAGAAGAAGAGACGAGGCCCCGCCCCGGCUGGACGUCCCUGAGCCCGAUGGGGCCGCCGGAGGCCUGCCCCCCCCUCUGCCCCCCCCUCUGCUGCACGUCAGCGAGGAUGAGACGCAGGAGGAGGUCGUCGUCCACGAGAAGCCGCCCGACGAGAUGGAGAGCCUCUACAACCACCUGAGGGCCGCCAGCCUGUCUCCCAUUGGUCAGUCCAGUGGGCGGGACUUCAGGGCCUCCUUCAUCACACGCUGUCAGGACGACAGAGUCAACGAGCAGCUCCACCUGCUGCGGAUCCUCAGCAGCACGCUGAAGGCCAAAGAGUUGGAGCUGCUGGAGGUGGAGCAGGUGGAGCGGAUCCUCGCCGAGCCAAAGCUCGCGGCGCCUGAGUACAGGAAGUGGAGACGCUCCAACGGCAGCCUGCUGCAAGAGAUCGCUCAGCGGGCGGCGGGGGGGGGGGGCUGCUGAGCAGGUUCAAAGGUGAAGGUCGUCUCACACGCUUCUCCACCACAUCCAGCGAGUUAAACAAGUAUGAGACCCAUUCAAACUGUGACCUCGAGUCAUUACACUGCAUCCUGCAUGUGAUCGGCCCGCAGUAGAAGCUACAAGACAUGUUGAUGUGAUGUGAAGAGUCUGCACUUAACUUAGAUUCAAACCACAAAACUACUCAGUGGAGACGAAACCUUUGAACUCUUUGUUCCUUCUUUCAAAAAAAGAGUAAUUCUGUAAUCAUUUUGAAUUCACUUUUUUUUAAUGUUUUAUUGAUUUAUAACUCUGUGAUCCUUGUUUGGUCCUUUUUUUGUUUUCACAAUAUAAGAAAACCGAGAAUUAAAAAAACCCAAAAAAUUAAAAUAUUGGAUUUUAAAAAAAUAAUUAUUGUUGUCAGGAAGGAAAGCAAAAAACUGCUCCAAUAUUUAUUGAUUUUCAAACAUAAAACUAAACAAUACAAUGUUUGGAUACUUUGUCAUGAUGAAUUAAUUAAUUGUUGAUUUUUAUUUAUAACGUAUCUGUAAAUAAGUUGAACUUGUUUGUGAGAAGUUCUCUCUAAUAAAGUUUUUAUCAGGAAUCAGGAAACGUUUAUUGCCAUCAUAUGUUGGACAUACAUGGUGCAGACAGAAGACCGUACAAUAAUGACAACAUAGUGCAAAUAAGAUAAAAAUAAAAGUAUAAUAAAAUAUAUGCUAUGGGUUAGUAAGUUAGAGGAGAUAAGAUACAAUUAGAAAUAAAGAUAAAGUGCACCAGCUAAACAAAGUGACAAGUGACAAAGUGAGUAAAAUAUGAACAAAUCUUUUUGAGCCGAUUUUAACUUUAAAUCUUUCUAAAUGUUCAGUGGAAUUACAUCUAAUUUCACAUAAUCAGGUUUGUUCUGAACAAAAACCUUUUGAAAGCUUCAUCAAACCUCUGAAGAAGGUUAAAUGACAGAUAACAUCAUGUACUUGUGUUUUUAUUAACGUUAUAUAAUAGUACAACGUUUAGUGCCUCCAUGUAUUACUUUGUCUUCACAGGAAUAGAACUGUUUGUUUCUAAUGUGAAUAAACGACUUUUAUUGGAAACAACAUGAGGUGCAGUGACUGGUCCUGGCCAGCAGAGGGACGUCACUGAUGGGAUUAAACCAGUAAACAGGAUUCAUAUUCCCAACAUGUAUCACAGUGACAAUAUAAUAAAGACCAAAUGAC